AUGCAUCAGAUGAUAAUGUACUCUACAGUAUGUCAACAGCAUGGCAAUACAGAUCACCAAAUAGCUCGCUUUCUAGUAAACGGCUUUACAGGAAUUCUUAAAGGAUGGUGGGAUAAUAUCCUAAUCACAACCCAACAUAAUGAAAUUUUAAAUUCAUUUAAAAUUAUUACUGAUCCUAUAACCGGUCGUGCUCGUCAAGGACAGGAUGUUGUUUAUACUCUUAUUAAUACCAUUAUACAUCAUUUUAUUGGUACCACUACUAUUGGUAUUGAAGAUAGGAGUCGAGAACUCUUACAGAAUCUUAGAUGUCCCUCUUUAUCCCAUUUCAGAUGGUAUAAAGAUGUUUUCCUAAUGAAAAUUGUGCGUCGGUCUGAUGUAAACAGCGACCAUUGGAAAGCCAAAUUUAUCGAUGGUUUUCCUACUCUUUUUGCUGAAAAAGUCAGAAAGAAGUUACGGGAUUGUCAUAAUGGAAUGACCAUACCUUAUGCCGAAUAUACCUAUGGCCAGCUUGUAGAUAUUGUUAUAGACAAAGGACUUGCUUUAUGCAACGAUCUUAAACUUCAGUAUCAAAUGAAGAAACAGAAUCUUACGGGAAAAAAUGAAGUAAGAGAAUUAUGUGACCAAUUUGCUUAUGAUACUAAAAUACAGUAUCCAUCCAAAACCAGAAAACAUAAAUUUGGAAAAUCCUUAAAACAACAUUAUUCCAAAAAAUCCAGAAAAUAUAGAACUCCUAGACAGAACUACCAGCAAUAUCAACCUCAAAAAUCUAAUAAAGGCAAACAGAAAGCCUCUUUCAGAAAGAAAGAUAAAUCCAUAAUAAAAUGUUAUAAGUGUGGUCAAACAGGGCAUUAUGCUAAUCGCUGUAAAGAAAAAAUCCUUCAGAUACUUAAUGAGAUGGCACUUGAUGAUCAUCUCCAACAACAAAUUCUUCAAGCUAUAUUUGAGGAAAAAUCAAAUACUAGUCUCAGUUCUGACAAUGGACUUGCUGAACUUUAUUCACCUUCUGAGUCCGACCUAAAAUCUGACUCUGCUCCAAAAACUUGUCCCUGUAAACAAAAUAAUAUAAAUCAAAUUUCAGAAGCCAACUAUUGGAAAACCAUAGUUGAAAUGAAUGGCCUUGAUCUUGGAGGAGGACCUAGUCUAAAUGUUCUUACUAACAAUGAGCAGCAUAUGUUAAACAUUGAUGACCAGAUAACAGAUCCCAAAAUGAAGUUAAAAUUUUUAGAAAUGUGCUACCAACAGCGUAAAAAUGAAGAAAUUGGCCUUCCCUCUAAUCAUUACAGUAUGAAAGAAGUUUAUAAUCGCUUACAGAACUCUUUUUCUAUGGAAAAACCUCUAACUAUCUAG
Messenger RNA from Camellia sinensis, 1347 nucleotides. NCBI's taxonomy places the organism in Eukaryota, Viridiplantae, Streptophyta, Magnoliopsida, Ericales, Theaceae. The record is from RefSeq and is a predicted model, not a curated record.